Protopolystoma xenopodis is the source of this 426-nucleotide messenger RNA. Lineage: Eukaryota; Metazoa; Platyhelminthes; Monogenea; Polystomatidea; Polystomatidae. The record is from the annotation of a GenBank genome assembly.
AUGUCUUCCCACAGCCACAAUUACUUGUGUCUCCGUAAUACAGACAAUAUCCGCACCAGCCUGAUCUAUGGCCGGAUCCCGCUUGGCGGUCGUGUCCCUUGUAUGUAUGCAACCAUCACGCAAGUCAAUAUGCAUACCUGCAUGUAUGAAGUUGAGUUCGGCUGUUCCGUUCCGCAUGAUUGCGUAUUGCAGGAUACUCUCUCUUUCACCAACCUCAUCCACCUUCAGCAGGCCAAUUGGGUCGGCUCAGUCGGCCUCCACAAUGGUCUCAAAUUUCAGCCGGCACUUGUUCUUUUUAACACAGCUCUUCGACUUAUGUUUGUCCGCAUGCCGACUGAUCAUUUCCACUUGCCUAUUGUUCUUGGCCGAUGUAAUCAGACCCACACUCACUGCCUGCAUCUACCCAAACGUGGGUUUUGUGUGUAG